CAGGCCCUCCGGAGCCUGAGGGGAGGAGCGCAGCCUGCGGAAUCAUUAACAGGGACGGGACAGAGCGUGGGAGGGAGGAUAUGAACCCGGAUCCCUGGGGCAGGGCCUUCGAGUGGCAGAGCCCCCCAGGGCAGGAACCCAAUUGCUGAGGGCUGGGUCGCGGGAGCACUCGCAGCCGCCAAUCGGCCCAGGAGAGGUCCGUGCCAGCUGCCAGCCCGACAGAGGCACCCGUCUGUUUUAGAUAUUCUUCACUGUGGUAUCUGGGGAAACUGAGGCACAGGGAGACCAAGGCCAUAGCGCAGCAGGACCUUGAACCCCGGUCUCCCCAGUCUGCAGCUGUGCCUCUGACCCAUAGGCGAGCCUGCCUUGUGCUCCCCAGGCGAGACGGGGGUGGGGUCCAGCUGUGAGGUGCCCCAGGACAGAGACACCCCCUGGUGUGGGGGUGUUUCCCUACAGAUGUUGCUACCUCCUAGGACCGCACCGCCGGAGGUGCAGGGUGCUGAGUGUGGGGGCUUGCAGCGAACCGAAUGGGGAUUAGGUACCAUGCUUUGGACAGGGGACAGGAAGGACAGACGACUGUGAGCUUUGUAUCUGGGCAGCGCCCGGCGCAGAAAGAGAGAGGACCGACCGUCUGACCAGGUGGGCAGGGAGGUUGGCAGAGAGCAGAGUGUGUUGGGGAGGUGUCUGUGUGUGUGUGUGUGUGUGUGUGUGUGUGUGUGUGGGGUGCCCCCCAGCCCCACUUGCCACGGGGCCCAUGGCGGCCUCCCAGCUGGACUGCCUGGAGGACGCCCCCGCAGGGAACCCGGUGAAUGAAUCCAGCCCCGAAUUCUUCUACUCGGAGGGGCAGCGGCUGGCUGUGGAGGCCCUGCUGGCCGGAGGGCAGUCGGCCUACGCGCAGCGCCUGGCGCAGGACCGGCUGCGCCCCUUCCUGUCCAAUGACGAGCUCCGGCACCUGGCCGAGGGGGCCCGGGACAUCCCCGAGCCGGCAGGGGAGCAGGACGGGGACGCCGACGAGCUCAGCCUCAGCUACUGGCCCGGCUGCUCGGACGAGCCCAUCCCUGAACUGGAGCUGGGCUGGCCCCUGGAUGGGAACUGGAAGGGCACCACCUGCGUGGAGGUCUACACCCACCCGCCUGGGGACGGCGCCCCCAAGGUCAAGGAGCUGGUGCGCAGGAAAAUUCAGCAGGCUGCCAAGGUGGUUGCCGUAGUGAUGGACGUCUUCACGGACCCCGAUAUCCUGCUGGAUCUGCACGAGGCCGGCAUGCAGCGCAGGGUCCCCGUGUACCUGAUCCUGGGGGAGCAGCACCUGGCCGCCUUCCUCAGCAUGGCCGAGGGGGCCUGCCUCAAUGUGCGCUAUAUGGAGAACCUGCGGGUCCGGGUCAUUGCGGGCUGCACCUUCUGGAGCCGAAAGCGCAAACAGGUCACUGGGACCCUGAAGGAGAAAUUCCUGCUGAUCGACGGGGACACAGUGAUAACAGGGAGCUACAGCUUCACGUGGAGCGACGCCCGGCUGAGCCGCCAGCUGGUGACGCUGCUGACGGGCGAGAUCGCCGGGGCCUUCGACCGCGAGUUCCGGACCCUCUACGCCGCCUCCCGCCCGCUGGCGCCUGCCCGGGCCUCCCCGCUCGGCCCCCCGGCCCCGCCCCGGGACGGCCGCCCCAACGGCCAGCCCGCCCCCUACCGCAGUGAGCUGGGCGGGCUGCAGCUCUCCAAGGGCGCCCACCGAGUGGCCGAGCGCCGCUCCGUGGCCCCCCAGCCCGUGGCCAAGACCCGGGCCGGGGAGUGGGAGCUCGUGCGGGCCACCCGGGCCAUGGCCGGCGACGAGCACCCGGCCCUGCCCCGGCGCCUGGGCCCCGAGGGCCACAGCGCCCUGAGCGACGUGGACCAGGGUGGCAAGCCGGGCCGCCUGGCAGGCGCCGUGGGGCAGAGACCCAGCAAGUCCCUCUGGGACCUGAGCCGCCUCUCCCAGCUCUCCGGCUCCAGCGACGGCCUCGAGCCGGGGGACGAGGCGAAGGGCAAGCACAAGUGGGGCCUGCAGGACACGCCAGCCCGGGCGCUGAUGAGGCGGAGGGGCGCCCCCCCGGCCGGCGAGGAGCCCCGCCCUGCCCCCCUCUUCCUGUCGCCCGCCUACAUGCCCCCGCCGCAGGGCUUCCGGGCCUUGGGCCGGCUGCAGGGGCAGCUCUACCAUGGGGCCUCGGCCCUGCCCCGGGUCUGGGGGGCCCCCCACGGCUACAGCAGGGAGCGUCGCUAUUGACCGGGCAGCUACCGGUAUCGGCCGGCAGGGGGGGGCAGAUGAGAGAGACCCUCCCCCCCCCCACAUCUUCCCAUGCUGCCCCCAACUGGGGUAGGCCCAUCGGUUACACUGGACCCAGGGUGGGAGCAGGAAGGAGUUACAUGGGGGGGGGGGGGGAGUCAGGGCCAGCGUAUGGGCCGGACUUGAACCCCCUGCAUGCGCCGGGCCUGUUUUCAGCCCGGGGCUGAACUGAUGAGGCUGGGAAGUCCCUGGAAUCAACCCGGCACUGGAAGCCACGGUCCUGGAGUCACUGGGAGGAACUGGCGGGCCUGGAGGGGGCCAGGGCUCGGUGUUUUGCAGCCCUGCGGGCGGGCGAGUACGGAUUAUACGGGGACACGAAAGCAGGAGGUGGAGGAUGAUUGGGGGCAGCUCAGCACCACACAGGGCAUGCACCCCCCAGCACAGCUGGCAUUACAGUGUGUAUGGUGGGGAGGGGGGGGGGGGGCACUGAUUAAACUGGCAUGACCUGGGAGUGCAGAUUUCCUCCCCCGCCUCAGGGGUGAACUGGGCUCAGCCCUAGCAGCUAGGGGGGUGCUGGAGCGUUAAUGGGAUCAGCUGGGACAGGGGGCUAGGGGAAGCCCCCGGGGCAUUUCCAGGCACCACUGGUGGCUAUACUGGGAUGUCCAGUGCCACACCGGAAGGCUGGGAAGCAACACUUUGAAGGAGCCAGAGCCCAAGCAACUGGGCCAAGAACUGGGUUUUAAUGGGGUCUAGUGGUUGGGGGCAGGGGAGUCUAGUGGUUAGAGCAGGGGGGGGACUGGGAAGCUGGGUUCUGUUGCCAGCUGGCAUGCUGCUGAGGGACAAUAAUUAUGUACAAACCACCACAACAAGGGGCUUUUCCAGUUGAAAGAGGGAGUUUUUGUUUCCUUGCGGCAUUUACCCUGCACCUGCUGGUUUGGGACCCUGGAGCAGGGGCCCAUCAGGGCUAAAGCCCCAGCUCCUGGAGUCAUGAGACCUUUGUUGGGUCUCUACUGGCAAUUAACAAGGCCCCUCUUGGCCUCUGGGGCUUGGGAAGAAAAGUGGCAGGGGAAGAAACAUGACCAACCCUUGCCAGGGUCUGAGGGUGCUUGAGCCGACUACUCCCGCUGGGGGACUUGCUCUAGGGGUGGGGCCUUCACUCCCAGCUCCACUGCUCUGGGCCUCUGUGGGAGAGAAGGGAAAAAGCCCCUCACAUUCCCGCAUCAGACAAAUCACAGGGCUGCCAACUGUAGGUGGGAGGAGACCAUCCCCCCUGCAGGGGUAUCCCCUAAGCCCCUCCCCCCACACCAAGCGGCUCUGGCCCCACAAGGAGGCAGGCAGGGGUGGGAGCCUGGGGGCCCUCGCCUCUGCCUCAGAAUCGCUGCACCCAGCCUCUCGGCUCCCUCCAACACUCCCAGCCUGGGGGGCAGCACUCCCCCCAGCAGAAGGUCAGCAGGAGUUGGGGUCCAUGGGGCUGCAGAGAAGAAAAACAGGGAGGUGGGCUCAGGGAGAGGCAGUGGGACCCUAAAAAUGGCACCACACGCUCCUCCAACAUCCUCCCAGCCUCUCCCCCCACCACUUCUGGGCUCUUACCACUUUAUAAGCACCACAGCCAACAUCUACUUUCCAGAGGGUAACAACCUACUACUGCUGCCGGCAGCAGACACGCACAGCCAUUUGGGUCACACUCUGGGCUUGUUGAGAGAAGUGUGGGGCCAUGUUUGCUGAGGCCCCACCCAUUUCAGGCAAUCUGUGGGGGGCCCAAAGCCCUGGUUCCACUGUCCCCACUUUCAUCAUCCCUGGACACCCCCCCCCACCCCAAGUUGGGUCACGAGCAGGAAUUGACACACAACUAGAGCCAGAGGAGGUGGGUUUUCCAAAUGACAGGAAAUGCCAUGGCUUUGAAGUUGGACCUGUUCUGAAACAUUUUGCACAAUUUCCUCCAAAUUUUUUCAAAUACACAAACAAAGGGGGUCAAAACUCGGCUCUCCUCCGUUUGGAUUUUUAUCAUAACCAAGGGUUUUGACGGACCAGGCCCUGGUCUUUUUAGAGUUUCCUUUCAGGUCAAAAAUAGUUUGGAGGAAAACUUGCAGCCGGUGAGUUCCUUGUUUGACCUCUUUGUUU
Molecule: messenger RNA, 4375 nt
Organism: Chelonia mydas (Green sea turtle)
Lineage: Eukaryota; Metazoa; Chordata; Testudines; Cheloniidae
Product: protein FAM83E
Exons: 6
Coding region: 755-2254 (499 amino acids)
Source: RefSeq, a predicted model, not a curated record